Molecule: messenger RNA, 2253 nt
Organism: Mya arenaria
Lineage: Eukaryota; Metazoa; Mollusca; Bivalvia; Myida; Myidae
Exons: 3
Coding region: 1-1263 (420 amino acids)
Source: RefSeq, a predicted model, not a curated record
AUGUAUAUACUGAAACUCAGUGCGGAAGAUAAUAACAGUGAAUCAAUACACAGGGUAAAAAAGCUUAACCUUGAAACGCUGAUAAACACUCGUCUUGAAUUUUGUGAAAAUUGGAGUAACCCAUUUGUACUUCAGGACAUGUCUGAUUCAAACAACACAGCGUUCAAAACAGCCAUUAGGAGAGCGUGCAGUAAUGUUCUUCCUAUGAAACAGCUAAAGGUGUUUGGUGUUGUUUGUUUGGAAAAGGACAAGGAAAAAGAACAGACGCUGAAAAUUGACAUCAACAUAAAUAACAACGAAGAGGUCGGCGCAGGUCAAUCUCAGCAGAGUGUCGAAAAAAAUCACAGAGUUAGUGCGGAUACUACUGAACUGUCGACAAAAAUUUGGAUGUUCGCUAAAAGGUUAAUCAGUUAUACAAAUCAGUUGAAAGUGUUUGGUAUUAUCUACAUAUCGCAUAGAACAACCGAGUAUUAUAUCACUCUUAAUCACAGUGUAGGUGAAAAGCCUGUCACAACUGGGAGCGUAAAACGCAGUAUCGGUCAAACAAUUAAAGAAAGCAAAAGCGUAACUGAAGACGUUAUCCCUCCAAAAGGCAAGAAGCUAACAAAGAAUGAAGACAAAGAAAUGCAAGAUAAGUCUCUUUGCACUGGAAGCGUAAAGCGCAAUGUCAGUCAAAAAACAGAAGCAGGCAAACAACAACCUGUAACUAAAGACGUUUACCCAACAUAUUGCAAGAAGCCAACACAGAAAGAGGACAAGGGAACACAAGAUAAACCUUUCCGCACUGAGAGCGAACAAACAGUGAACAAGCAAGAGAAAAACUGUAACAUGGGAAACAGAACAUUUAUCUCACCUAAGUUUAAAGAGCCAAACAAGAAAUUUCGACUUCAGACAGAGCAUGGUAUAAUAGAGGGGUCGGAAGAUACUAUGCAGUUUGUGCAUGUGCAUGACGAAUCCAAAACUGCUGAGACAGUAAGAAAUGAAUGUCGGGAUUAUAGCACUACAAUCACAACACCGAGUAGACCCGUAGCAGCAACAAAUGUAAACAUGAAAAGAAAACGUAAGAGCCAGGUUGAACAAGUUGGAGCAACAAUCGGUAAAAAAAUAAAGCAAGAAAGAUCUGGAGAAAUGAAUAAGGUUAAACUUACGUGUCGGAAGUGCAAAAAGAAGAUAUUGUACAGCAAGAAAUGUAUGAUAAAACAUAUUAAAGUAUGCGCCAAUGUAUUUGACCAGGAUGCCCUAGGAUAUAUCAUUAAAGGAUAAAUAACUGGGCCUGUUGCUUGACAAUUUCUGAAAAAAAAUCACACAUGCUGAAGAACCUACAUGCAUCUUCAGUGGUUUUCUAUUGAAUUACUAAUAUUUAAAGUUGCUCACAGUACGUAAACUACUCUUCGUUAUUCAUGGUAAAAGAGAUAAGUUUGCAACACAGCUGUCAAAAUGUGCCCAAAACGCCUUUUAGUGUCACCUGCCUUGCCUCUUUGGAUUAGCUUGAAACCUUCCUGUUUAAGAUCUUUAUAUACAUAAAGCUUUGACGUGUAAAUAACCAGACAUAUAUGUACUAUUUUAUCUUAACGUUUUAGUUAAGUUAUGAUAAAUCUAUCUUACUUUUUUGACUGUGACAGUUUCCCAAACCAGUUUCAAGAUGUUACAAUUAUCAAGUAUUUCUAGCUUAUGUUAAGCAGAGACUAAAUGAUAACUUUAUUCAAAACUUGAAUGAAAAACAACAAAAGCAUUGAUUUAUAAUAAUAGUGCUUGACUUAAACCUUAUGCAAUAUUAAAAAAUAGAAUGAUCAGAGGAAUGUAAUAUUUGUCAAGUCUUAGAAGUAGAAUAUCAUUUUGUUCUAGUCUGAAGUCUUUAUUCUGCUAAUAGACGUUAAUAUAUACCCCUAUUUUAAAGGCGUAGAUAAAAUAUGCAAAGGUGUAUUAAAUAAGUUACAUCUGAUAAAGAGGAUCUCAGUUCAUACGUUCACAAUACAGUUUUAGCUAGUAGACAAAUUAAUGUAUAAGUAUGAUAAGUCGAUUCAUUUUUAUCAUGUUACGUUUUUUUAUAUUGUAUUUUAGUGAAUUACGAAUACUUAUUGCUUAACAUACAUAUGUGAGAGACAUACUAGUUAACUUUUAUAUAGACUUCAUACUUUUGAGCUUUAAGAAUAUAGUUAAACUAAUCUGUUAGUUAUAAUUCCAUUUUUUAGUAUAUACGGUUGCUAAAGUAUAUUUAUAUGUAUUAAAAAUAUCUAUUCAUUUCAACAAUAA